ACAAGAAAUCCAUUACUAUUUCAACUCUUUUAAGAGAAAAUAUGGGGUUCUCACUAAAGCUCUGUCCAUUGGUCUUCCUGCUUUCGUUUUUCCUUGCUUUUUCGUUCUCUUUAUCGUUUUCUUCUUCUUCAGCAACACAGCUCUGCUCUCACGAGCAUGCCACAGUGUUGUUGCAAUUCAUUAGUGCUUUUUCCAUCAAUAAGAGUGCUUCUUCUGAGUGUGAAUAUUUUUCUGGUGUCAAAUCUUACUCUAAGACACUGUCAUGGAAGGAGGGUACAGAUUGUUGCUUCUGGAACGGGAUCACAUGUGACAAUGUCACAGGUAAUGUAAUUGAUCUUGAUCUCAGCUGCAGCAAUCUUUAUGGCUCCUUCCCUUCUAACAGCAGCCUUUUUCUCACCAAAAGCUUGCAAAGGCUCAAUCUUUCCUUUAAUGAUUUUAAGCUUUCCAAGAUUCCAAGGGAAAUUGGUCAGUUUGUGAGCUUAAAGCACCUUGACCUUUCUUAUUCCGAGUUCUCAGGACAAGUUCCAAACGAGAUCUCCCACCUUUCUAACAUGUUAGAGGUUCUAGACAUUGGCAACAACAACAUAAAGGACACAUUUCCCUAUUGGUUGGAAUCACUUCCCAAGCUACAAGUGCUUAUUCUAAGGUCAAACAAAUUUCAAGGUUUUGUGCGCGACACCAAAGCAAAUUCAUCUUUCUCCAAGUUACGGGUUUUGGACCUAUCUAACAAUGAUUUUUUUGGUCCUUUGCCUGUGCACUUCAUUGAAAAUCUCAAAGCUAUGGUAAAUCCUCUUGAAGAUGACAACUCCGCACAAUACAUGGGGGGAAGUUUCUCAUAUGAAUAUUCAAUAGUUGUGAUAUUGAAAGGAUUGAGCAUUGAAUUGGAGAAAGUUUUGACUGUAUUUACAAGCUUUGAUCUCUCAAAAAACAAGUUUGCGAGAGAGAUUCCAAAAGUUAUUGGGAAGCUUAGUUCUCUUAAAGGACUUAAUCUUUCCUAUAACAACUUUAGUGGUCAGAUUCCACAUUCACUUCAGAACUUGACCAAUCUCGAAUGGUUGGACCUAUCUUCCAAUGAGCUGGUCGGGGAAAUUCCACAGGAGUUGGUAUCUUUGACAUCACUCUCUGUUCUAAACCUUUCCAAUAAUCAACUUGUCGGAUGUAUACCACAAGGCAAUCAAUUCAACACCUUUGGAAACAGUUCGUAUGAGGGAAACCUUAGAUUAUAUGGAUUUCCAUUAACAAAAUCUUGUGAUGGAAAUGGGCUGCCGCAACAACCACCAAGCUCCUUCCAUGGAAAAGAUCAUGAGUUAUGGGAAUUUGGUUGGAGAGUUGUGCUUCUAGGGUAUGGAUGUGGAUUUGUGUUUGGACUACUAAUAGGGUAUCUUACCUUCCAUAAUGGAGAACCAAAAUGGUUUGUGACUUUGUUUAAUGGCCAACAAAAUCAAAGGGCGAGGAAUGUGAGGAAAGCUCGAACACGUGCUCAAAGAAGAAAUUAAUUGCAAAUUUGGUGACCAAGACCUCAUUGUUUCCUAAAUGUUCUUGUUUUAAUUGAAUUGUGUUUUUUAUGACAGACAUUAUCUUUUCAUCUUCUCUAUGUACUUUUAAUUCUCUUUGUUAAAACAUAUAUUUAAAAGGUCAACUCAAAAUAAUUACUGUUCAAUACAAUAAACUUGAAAUUUCUAU
This is a messenger RNA of Rubroshorea leprosula, 1683 nucleotides long. The record is from the annotation of a GenBank genome assembly. NCBI's taxonomy places the organism in Eukaryota, Viridiplantae, Streptophyta, Magnoliopsida, Malvales, Dipterocarpaceae.